This is a messenger RNA of Penaeus indicus, 2664 nucleotides long. RefSeq names its product ATM interactor-like (gene Asciz). Bases 356 to 2263 code for a protein of 635 amino acids. Gene Ontology annotation, molecular function: DNA-binding transcription factor activity, RNA polymerase II-specific; transcription cis-regulatory region binding. Gene Ontology annotation, cellular component: nucleus. NCBI's taxonomy places the organism in Eukaryota, Metazoa, Arthropoda, Malacostraca, Decapoda, Penaeidae. The record is from RefSeq and is a predicted model, not a curated record. Gene Ontology annotation, biological process: regulation of transcription by RNA polymerase II. The transcript is spliced from 7 exons.
CGCUGCCGGAGUUUUGUUUACAUUUCGAUCGACUCGCCUUCACCAGAACCGACUGAAUCUUUCGGGAGGAGGACCGAUCCAACCUUCACGGAGUCAACACUCAAAAAGUGACUUUAAACUUUGAGUGCGGUGAGCAUAAGAAUAUUUAAUGGACGCUGAACUUAACCCGGAACCAGGAGGAAAGCCUGGAAAUCUAAGUGAGAUGAUUUAUGAUUCCCAAUCAAACUGAAGACCAAGAGAAAACUGACAACGAGCAAGGCCCAAAUCCGAAGCAUCCAGGAAAACCCAAAACCGAAAGGAACAAGCACGUAGGCCCAAUCGACCACAAUAUACAGUUGAUGCAGAUACGGGAAGAAUGUCAACUAAGAAUAUUCAGCGGGUGACACCAAAUGAAGCGAGUCUGUCCUCAAUCACCGUCAACAUCAGAUGCCCUCAGGGAUGUCCACGUACAUUUGCCAAUUCCUCUGCCCUUCGGUUUCAUUUGGCACAGUUCCACCAGCAAGAGAAGGUGUCGAGUUCCCAACAUGGAGAAGUUUGGUAUCAUUGCCCAGUAACUUCGUGCAUUUAUCAUCAUGACUUUGGGCCAAAUGGAAAGCAUUUUCCAAAACUCAAAUAUCUUAAACAGCAUUAUCUGAAGGUUCAUGCCAAGCGGUCUCAUGCCUGUGACUGUGGCCAGGCUUUCAGCACAUCGGCUCUGCUCUCCCACCACAAACGUGCGUGUGGUCUCCAACUUCUUUGUGGUUGUGGCAGAAAUUUUUCCUCUGUUGAGACUCUACAGACUCACGCCCGACGUUCUGCUCAUGCUUUCCACCCAACCACUAUCCAGGCUUUGAGGGAAAGAAGAACAUCUCUUUCCGAACCUUCAGUGUCCACUCAUCAGAGUACGAAUAACCAGACUCAGACCUUCUGGCAUCAUAUACCUCUCAAGUACCAGAAUGUUGAAAAUAUUAGUAGAGGGAAAGGAAGUGUUUUAGGGAUAAUGACAACCUCUUCGUCACCUGCCAUAUCCUCCUUUGCAUCGGUUCCCCCAAUCUUCACCCAGACUACUGGUACACUUCUGCACACCCCUUCCACUUUCAGCCCAGUGGCCCCUGUAAAUCUGCAACAGCCCACUCAUUUGCUUGCUGCAAUUGCCCUUAGUGAGCUUGCUGCUACAGCCAUGAAAAGGGUGGCUUGUGUUGAUGUUGGUGUUCAAACAGAGGAAAAUCCUGUCAAACGCUCAAGACGUAAAUCAGCUACAAGUGACUGGCAUAUAGAGGAUGGCAAUAUUACUCUUUUACAAAAUCAGAGCAAGCGAAAAAGAACAGCAGAAACUCAGACAAGGCUCACUCACAGAGACAGCAAACGACUCAAUAACAGCUCACAGCUGCAGCUGCCACCCAACAUCUCAAGUACCAUUGGUACAGGGAAAGGAAAUGGUCAUAGUGAUAAUGACACCACUUUCCUUGAGGUGGGUUCCGAUGUGUGCAAUGAUGAAGACGAAAGUUCUUUGGGAAGUUUAGCACUACAGGUGGACUUGCCAGAAUUCAUCACAACUCAGCAAAGCACAUCAGGUACACAGACAAGUCCUCGUGCCCCAGGACUAACACACUCCCACCUCAGUAAUCUAACCAUAUCCCUUUUUGAUCGGGCAUGUGGGGAUGAUGAGCCAGGCAUCCCACCACCAUCUAUGACCUCUAUCACUGCUACACAGACAAAUGAACAUCUUGAUCCCUUUGCAACAACACAGCUGCUUAUUGACGCCGAUGAAGACUUACUUGGAGUUGUUGGUGAUACAACCAGUAUAACAAGUCAGAGAGCUCCAUCUUUAGGGCACAUUCGCUCAUCAAGCAUAGAAACUCAAACUGACCAUGAUGUACUUCUAAGUGGAAACGCUGGCGCCCCUGAUGAUUCAGAUGAAAUAAUCUUAACCACUACAGAAACUCAGACAGAUCCAAACAGUCUUUUGAUUUUGAGUGGAGGUACUGCUUGCCAAGGCCCAGGGUCAUGUCAGGUGCCUGGAGCUUGUCAAGGGCAUGAUAGUGAUAGCCUGUGGUGCACAAGUGAAACUCAGACAUAUGAAGAUUUUUCAGAUAUUGAGCAAUUCAUGCGCUCAACCAUACACACACAGACUCCAGAUCACAGCCACAAUGAACUCUUCCCAGAAUUGUCAUUCACUCAUACACAAACUCAGACUAGUCUUGAUGAUCCUCCAGCACUUGUCACUACACACACUCAGACACCAAAGCGAAGGCAGCUACAUCCUGGUAUACCUGGCAGCUAGCUUAUUUUUAUUGUGUUAUUGUCAUUCAACUUCUUAUAAUCAUUAUUAAUCAGUCAGUCAGUAAAUAAUGAUAAUGAUGAAGGUAUUCAUAAUAAUGGUAGUGAUGAUAAUAAUAGUAGUUGAUGAUUUAUUAUUAUGAUUAUUAUUAUUGUAAUUGUGAUGAUAUUGAAAAUGUCUUCAUAAUUACAUUAUUGAAAAUAGUAUUAAUUAUUUUUAUAAAUGUUAUUGUUAUUCUUAUUGUUUUAUCAUUAUUUUUAUCAUUAUUAUUUAUAAUUACUAUUUAUUCUUCUUCUUCUUAUUUUUAUUAUUAUUAUUAUUUCUUAUUCUUAUUUUUAUUAUGAUGAUUUUUUUUUUUUUUUUGGUUAUUAUUAUUAUUAUUAUUAUUAUUAUUAUUAUUAUUA